AUGAGAAGCAGCUAUGAAAACAAGCGCGUCAGAGCGGGAGGAGGCUGCCCCCCUCAGGCCAACUGCUGCUACUACAGUGUACGCAAUCAACAGGCUGAGGAAGGAGGAAUCGAAUUUGGAAACUCCCUGAGGAAAGGAGGCGAGGAGCAGAGAGUUCAAGAUGGCGGACUCAGCAGCCUCCCUCUAAAGUCUCUCUGUGAGUGUGAGGUCACCAUGUCGUCCACCUCCUCCUGUUACUCCUCCUCUGGGGAGACCAGCCCCGAGGACGUGCCCCGAGGAGGAGGCACCAUCAGAGUCUACCUCCCCAACAAGCAGAGGACCGUGGUGAACGUGCGCCGGGGGCAGACUGUGUACGAGAGUCUGGACAAAGCUCUGAAAGUGCGAGGGCUGAGCCAGGGCUGCUGCGCCGUCUUCAGGCUGUUGGAAGGGAGGAAGCGUCUGACGGACUGGGACACAGACAUUACUCCUCUGGUGGGGGAGGAGCUGCUGGUGGAGGUCCUCGAUGAUAUUCCACUUUCUAUGCACAAUUUUGUACGUAAAACCUUCUUCAAGCUGGCCUUCUGUGAUUUCUGUCACAAGUUUCUCUUUAACGGCUUCCGCUGUCAGACGUGUGCAUACAAGUUCCACCAGCACUGCAGCAGUAAGGUCCCCACGGUGUGUGUGGACAUGGACACGGUGAACAAGAGUAAAGUGGAGCCUCCUCAGUUUGUAGAGGUGUAUCCACAGAUCUUGCUGCCGGAACAUUCCCCGUCACAGAGCAACCUGCACUUUACCCCCGACCCCUCUGGGUAA
Molecule: messenger RNA, 792 nt
Organism: Knipowitschia caucasica
Lineage: Eukaryota; Metazoa; Chordata; Actinopteri; Gobiiformes; Gobiidae
Source: the annotation of a GenBank genome assembly